Molecule: messenger RNA, 1640 nt
Organism: Rana temporaria (common frog)
Lineage: Eukaryota; Metazoa; Chordata; Amphibia; Anura; Ranidae
Gene: PAGR1
Product: PAXIP1 associated glutamate rich protein 1
Exons: 4
Coding region: 150-866 (238 amino acids)
Source: RefSeq, a predicted model, not a curated record
AGAGAGAGAGAGAGGGGAGAAGGGCGGAAGUGACGUUGAGCACUAGCAGGCGGCUAAACAGAGUGGAGGGAACAUGGUGGCUUAUGGUGUGUCUGUAUUCUGAUGAAUGGUGAAGUGACAGCAGUGAGAAGAGCGGGACUGACAGCACAAUGCAGGAAGCCUCGGAAGAUGGGGAGCAGAAGGUGACGGCCGGUAUGGAGUCCCUGGCUGUGAAGGAGGAGGAAGAGGAAGGAGAAACGGAGGAACAGAACCAGGACCAGAAGGAGGAGGGGGAAGAAGAAGAGGCGGAGGAGGAGGAGAGGGAGAAGGAAGAGGGCGAGGCGGAGGAAGAAGAACAGGACCGGCAGGAUGAGGAGGACGAAGAAGAGGAGGAGGAGGAUGAUGAAGACUGGUGCAUUCCGUGCAGCGAUGAUGACGUGGAAGAGACGGAGGGCUGGAUGCCGCAGACGGAGGACAUCAAGCGCCUCUAUGAGCUGAUCGCCAGCGAGGGGAGCCUCCCGCUUCAGGUGGACAUUCUGGCCCGUCGACCUCCGACUCCGGAGCCGGAUCCUGAGGAUGAGGAGUCUGACCAGGAACAGGAGGAAGAGGAGGAGGAGGAAGAGAGGCCGCAUGUUCCCACCGAGUUUGACUUUGACGAUGAACCGGUCACCCCGAAAAAUUCAAUGAUUGACAGAAGAAGAACGCCCGUGAGGAGCAGCCAGAAGAGGGAGGCCAGGCUGGAUAAGGUUCUAUCGGACAUGAAGCGUCAUAAGAAGAUCGAAGAGCAGAUCCUGAAAACGGGGCGCGACCUCUUCGAUAUGGACCCUGACUCUGUACCCACGCCGAAACGCUCCUCCGCAAUCUUCCCCCGACAGAGGAAAUACUGAACUAGUGGGAGAUAGAGACUGGAAGGACACGGGUGGGGGGGGGGCGGGCUGCCCGUCCAUUCAUUUGGUUGUGAACAUUCGAUGGAUGAGGCUAUGUUCUGAGAAUUCUUGACCAAGAGCCAGCACUGUCAUCUGGAACACAAACAUUUAAAAAUGGCUCCGCCCGUGGCAGCAACCGUCUUCAUCUCUGAGAUCCGUCUUUUCCACUCAAGACCUGUAGACAUUUAGGCUGCACUCUGACGCGUUCUUCUGUUCUUCUUCCUUUUUUUUUUUUUUAUUGGCACCAGACAAAGUUGGACAUCUCCUUCUCUGCUGGGCAUGGCUCCGCCACUGAUGCGUUUUGUCCACAAUAUGGACUUGGGCACAGAGCUUUAAAGCCAUAGGUCUUCAAACUACGGCCCUCCAGUUGUUCAGGAACUACAAUUCCCAUCAUGCCUAGUCAUGUCUGUGAAUGUCAGUGCUUUACAAGGCCUCAUGGGAUGUGUAGUUCUACAACAGCUGGAGGGCCGUAGUUUGAGGAUCUCUGUUCUAAGCCAAUAUUGGGGGUGGAGUUGUCUGAUUAGAUUUUGUCUGGUGCCAAUAAAGUUUGUUGUGAUUGAACAACAAAACAGAGUGAACUGCGUCCUGAAUGUUCACACACCAUCGCCUGCAAUGCGGAAGGCACGGCAAUCAAGACUUCUGAUGGAGGGAAUCUUGUUAAAGCCCAACUCCAAACUUUGUUCUCUUCCACCUCCCUCCCUCAUUGUGCCCCCUACUGGCAUUUUUUUUUUUUUU